Molecule: messenger RNA, 823 nt
Organism: Papilio machaon (common yellow swallowtail)
Lineage: Eukaryota; Metazoa; Arthropoda; Insecta; Lepidoptera; Papilionidae
Product: gamma-interferon-inducible lysosomal thiol reductase-like
Exons: 5
Coding region: 83-808 (241 amino acids)
Molecular function (GO): oxidoreductase activity, acting on a sulfur group of donors, disulfide as acceptor
Source: RefSeq, a predicted model, not a curated record
ACUAUCCGUGGAUGAGCAAACAUCUCGCACUAAAUAUAUUUAAUUAUUGCAAGUUUUUUUUAUCACAUUUCAUAUUUCAAAUAUGUCUAUUUAUAUAUACUUGUUAUGUUUUAUUUAUCUCAGCAGUGAAUGUAGUGCAUUAUCAAGUAAAAAUCAACUGAAUAUUGGUGUAGAUUUGGAUCAAAGCAUUAAUAGUACAUCGAUAAGGCAAGAUUUGAACACUACUAUCACAGAGAAGGCCGACAAUGUUCAAGAAAAAGUAUCGAUACAAUUGUAUUACGAAUGCUUGUGUCGUUUCUGCAAACAAUUCUACACUGAAGUUUUUAUACCUACGAUAAGAGAACUUGGUGAAUACUUGGACGUUCGGACAUAUCCCUACGGCAACGCUUGGACAAGUGAACGCAAUGGAUCUUACGUAUUCGACUGCCAGCAUGGUAGGGCAGAGUGCUACGGCAACAAACUGCACGCGUGCGCCUUAGACUUACUGCAGAACAAGACUCAAGCCCUAGUCUUCAACUCGUGUUUGAUGGUCGGUAAUUCAGAGGAUAGCGAUGCAGAUCAGUGUGGCAAAGAACAGAACGUGGAUGCAGAUUCUAUAAAAGAGUGCGCGAAAGGCGAUAAAGGCACAUUACUUCUCAAAUAUUACGGCGAUGAAAGUGCCAAGGGACACUAUAGGUACGUUCCUUACCUCAAAAUCAACGGAAAACAUAGGGCAAGGGCUAACUUCAUGCAUAAAGUCUGUAAGAUCUUUACUGUACCACCUCCUCCAUGUGUGGAGGUUCUUAAGAGCGACGAGGAUGAAAAAUAAAUAAGUUUUAAGUAA